AUGAAGGACUUUAACAAAGAUCUAAAAGAUGGACCUUUCCUUCUUCUGUAUCCGGAUGGCACUGAGGUCAUUACUGUCCCUGGAACACAAAGACCAUUUACACUUGAGGCUUAUAAGGCUGAAGUUGGCAAGCCUUAUCAAAGAAUCAAUGUUUUCAUCUGCUUGAAGAGUGACUUUGAAGAUGUUGGAGAAAACUCAGACUUGUCUGACUCUGACCCAGAGAUUGUUAUUAAAAGGCCCUCUGAGUUUGAUCUUGCUGAUACAUUGCCAUGGGAACUUCAACAUGAAAGCAGUCCUUUACAGAAAGCAGCAGAAUAUGAGAAGGGUGCUGGGGAUCUUGUGCUUGCUAAUGAAGUACAACAGGUCCUGAAAGCUGAAUCAGAGGAGUCUUUGCAUAAUCUUAUUUUGCAAAACAGCACAAUCUUCCAAACUGCUGGAUGCCUCAGAAACGUCAAGCCUUUUGAGAAACAAGCAUUUGUGGAGGAGUACCUCAGAUGGUACAUCCUUGAAAGAAACCAAAGUGUCAUUCAACGAUUUAAAGAUGGACUGGAAAGUCUGAAUUUUUUAAGUGCACUGCAACAAAAUUCCAGUGUGCUUUACAUCAGUGCAUCUGACUCUUUGCUUUGCAUUUGGGGAUGCAAGGCUUGGAUGCAGCUUUUUCCUUUGUAUGUUUUUUUUUCUAGUUUCUCUGAGCAAUGUAUGUUCUGACCUUGGGAAGAGAUGCACGCCUAGGAAGAUUGGCAUGUUAAGUGUAUUCCAUUCAUGAGCACUCCUUCUCAC
Molecule: messenger RNA, 780 nt
Organism: Oreochromis aureus
Lineage: Eukaryota; Metazoa; Chordata; Actinopteri; Cichliformes; Cichlidae
Exons: 6
Coding region: 1-708 (235 amino acids)
Source: RefSeq, a predicted model, not a curated record